Molecule: messenger RNA, 495 nt
Organism: Penicillium brevicompactum
Lineage: Eukaryota; Fungi; Ascomycota; Eurotiomycetes; Eurotiales; Aspergillaceae
Product: RidA family protein
Exons: 4
Coding region: 1-495 (164 amino acids)
Cellular component (GO): mitochondrion; cytosol
Molecular function (GO): deaminase activity
Source: RefSeq, a predicted model, not a curated record
AUGUUUAGCCGAAACUCACGCACUGCUCUCGCAUUAAGUCGGAUGAACCUCAUCUCGGCGACUGUGUCUCGAUCUCCAAUUGUUCGAACUCAAGCCAUGUCUUCCAGUCUGCCUAAGUACACCCUGGUGUCCAGCGUGCAAACAAACGAAGCAUAUGCACCUUUUGCGCAUUAUUCACAAGCGAUUAAAGCCGCCGGGCAAGUAUGGUUGUCCGGCCAGAUCCCCGCUGAUGCGCAAGGCAAUCUUAUCAAAGGCUCAAUGACGGAGCAGACCAAAGCUAUCAUCAAGAAUACGGAAGCAAUUCUCAAAGCUUCGGGUACCGGUCUCGAUAGAGUCGUCAAAGUGGUGGUCUAUAUUAAAGAUGCAAGCGUCAUGCCUGAGUUUGCAUCGGUCUAUGAUCCUGCGUUUCCGCAUCGCCCCGCGCGAUCUAUGGUUGAGGUGUCAAAGCUGCCCGCCGGUGUGGAUAUUCAGGUGGAUUUCAUUGCUGUUAUUUGA